Messenger RNA from Rhizophagus irregularis DAOM 181602=DAOM 197198, 552 nucleotides. RefSeq lists its product as uncharacterized. NCBI's taxonomy places the organism in Eukaryota, Fungi, Glomeromycota, Glomeromycetes, Glomerales, Glomeraceae. The record is from RefSeq and is a predicted model, not a curated record.
AUGACUGAGUCUGUUAAAAUACUAACCACCAAUUAUCUGGAUUGGCAUGCCAAAUUAACUGGGUUACCAAGUAUUUUGACAGAUAAGAUUCGUUCCAAAUUGUACAAAAGAUAUAAAAAAGAAACUGGAAAUGAGCCAUGGCAACUAUCAGAAGUACAUAAAUCGGAAGUUAUAAAUUUGAUACCAGAAAACAAAGCAUCAUCUUUUCCCAAGCAAUGUGAAGAAGAAGGGCCUAUCACUUUCGAAGCCAGACCCAAUCCAGAAUUAAUUAUCAAAUCCGUCUUAGAGCACUUCCCAUACUUGAAAUUCGGAAAUAGUUUUAGAGGGAUUGAUAAUUAUAAUUUUACAUCACCUCAGCCGUGGAGCUCACCAUGUCCUAUUUGCGAUGGAAUACAUGGGAAUUAUGGAUUACAUGGCAAGUGGUACUGCGAAGAUGGGAAUCAGUUCCCUUAUGAUCCUGAAUUAGCGAAGUUCUAUUCUCAAGAUAAGUUGGAAUAUUGUCUUACCUGCAACACUUCAAGCAAUAAACUAAAGUUCGCAAUUGUGGCUUAG